AUGUCGGGCCCUAAUACAGAGGUCAAGGACUGGCUGUCCAAGACCGCCUCGCCGCCGCCUCCUGGCUCGCCCUACGCCGUGCCUGUUCCCGGUUCCGAACGCGAAGGCCGCAGCGCUGUCUAUCGCCACUGGCGAUUCAGAGACCAGCCGCUCUUGUCCACAUAUGAUCCAUCGGUUCGGACCUUUCAUGAGCUCAUUCAAGACACAGUCAGACGUUUUCCCAACAACAGAUGUCUGGGCACGCGUCACUGGAACCCUGCUACCAAGAGCUGGGACAACAAGUACACCUGGCAGACGUAUGCGCAGGUUGCAGAGCGCUCAAAGAACUUUGGCUCUGGUAUCCUCGAGCUUCACCGGAGAGUCGGCGUGACUGCUGACAAGUUUGGUGUUGGUCUUUGGUGCCAGAACCGUGCUGAAUGGCAGAUUACUGAUAUCGCUCUCAGCUCACAGUCGCUAUUCACUGUAUCUCUCUACGAGACCCUCGGACCCGAGACGUCCGAGUUCAUUGUCAAGCAUGCUGAGCUCGCCUGCAUAGUCACCUCGCUCCCGCAUAUUCCGACCCUGCUUGCGGUUGCCUCGCGACUUCCGCAGCUCAAGCUCAUCAUUUGCACUGACUCCCUUGAUGCUGGAGAACCCGAAGGCUACUCCAAACUCGCAGUGCUGAACAACAUUGCGAGCCAGCAUGGCGUCCAGAUUUGGGCCAUGGAGGGCGUCGAAAAGCUGGGCAAAGAGGUCGCACACCCAUACCGCCCUCCUCAGCCCGAGGAUAUCCUCACCAUCAACUACACUUCUGGCACAACCGGCGACCCCAAAGGUGUCGUCUUGACACAUGGAAACUGCGUUGCAGCUGUGACGAGCAGUCGCAUGUCCGGAAACAUGUCUCACAAGGACUCGUCCAUGUCGUAUCUUCCCCUCGCCCACAUAUACGGCCGGGUCUGUGAUCAGACGGCCUUUGCCGAGGGUGCUGCUCUGGGUUUCUUCCACGGAAACGUUCUCGAGCUGGUGGACGAUCUCAAGGUUUUGAAGCCCUCGGGAUUCAUCUCGGUCCCCCGACUCUACAACAAGUUUGCCAUGGGCAUUAAAGCCCAAACUAUUGAGGCUGAAGGCUUCAAGGGUGCUCUCUCACGCAGAGUCAUUGAGACCAAGAAGGCCAGCAUGAAAUUGCCUCCUGGCAAAGCCAACAAUACGCAUCUACUCUAUGACCGAAUUUGGACACCCAAGGUUCUUGCUGCUGUUGGUCUGGAACGGUGUCAUUCCAUGGUGAGCGGAAGUGCUCCAUUGGACCCCUCCGUCCACGAGUUCCUUCGGGCUGCGUUUGGCAACUACAUUACCCAAGGCUAUGGCUUGACCGAAUCUUAUGCCGUGGCUUCCUACCAGCUCAGGGGUGAUUUUACGACUGGCAACAUUGGUCCUCCUGCCCCUGGAACUGAGAUCUGCUUAGAGUCACUGCCUGAUUUCGAUUACCUGGCGACAGAUAAGCCGUAUCCUCGUGGAGAGCUGCUCCUUCGAGGCCCAACCAUCUUCCGGGAGUAUUUCAAGAACCCCGAGGAAACCCAAAAGGCUCUCGAGUCUGAUGGAUGGUUCCACACUGGAGAUGUGGCAGAGAUUGACGAGAUGGGACGCAUCAAGAUCAUUGACCGCAAGAAGAAUGUCCUCAAGCUCGCACAAGGUGAAUACGUCUCGCCAGAGCGCCUUGAGAAUGUCUACAUGGGCAAUUCGAGCCUCAUGACCAUGGCAUUCGUUCAUGGAGAUGGCACACAGUCGCACCUGGUUGGUAUCUUUGGCGUUGACCCAGCCACAUUUGGGCCAUUUGCCAGCAAGGUCCUCAAGAAGACUGUCGCUGCGGAUGAUCUUGAAGCAAUCAAGGCUGCCGCCAAGGAUCCGCGCGUCAUCAAGGCAUUUGUCAAGCAUCUCGACGAUAUUGGCAGGAAGAACAAGUUCAAUGGAUACGAGCGCGUGAAGAAUGUCGUUCUUGAGAUUGAGCCAUUCACCAUUGCAAAUGAGCUUCUUACACACACUCUCAAGCUCAAGAGAGCCCAAGCCGCAAAGAAGUACCGAUCAGAAAUUGACCGCAUGUAUGUCGAAAUCAACGCCGAGUACCCGAUCAAGUCCAACCUAUAA
Messenger RNA from Pestalotiopsis fici W106-1, 2121 nucleotides. RefSeq lists its product as uncharacterized. Gene Ontology annotation, biological process: long-chain fatty acid metabolic process. Gene Ontology annotation, molecular function: long-chain fatty acid-CoA ligase activity. Gene Ontology annotation, cellular component: endoplasmic reticulum; membrane. The record is from RefSeq and is a predicted model, not a curated record. The coding region runs from base 1 to 2121 and encodes 706 amino acids. NCBI's taxonomy places the organism in Eukaryota, Fungi, Ascomycota, Sordariomycetes, Amphisphaeriales, Sporocadaceae. The transcript is spliced from 3 exons.